CCUCCCCCCGACGCUGGGAAGAGAAGUCUCCGCGGGGGCGCGGCCCUGCCUCGGCCCCUGCCCGCCCCGUCCCUGUCUCGCCUGCCUUGCCCGAGCGCACGCCCCGAGCAGCGACCCGCGCGCUCCGCUCCUCCGCCGCCCCGGCCAGGGCCGCCAUGUCUUUAGGGAAGAGAAUUAUCUACAAGAGUGUGUGCCUGUCCCUGGCCUUGCUCGUGGCCGUGGCCGUGUUCCAGCGCAGUCUGACCCCCAGCCAGUUUCUACAAGAGCCCCCGCCACCCACCUUAGGGCCGCAGGAGGCCCGGAAACCAAGCGCACACCUGGCGAACCCCAAUGACUUCUGGAAAAGAUCAAAGGAUUUGGUCACCCCCGUGUCCAUGGCCUCACGGGUACCUCAGGCCUGGGACGUGACCACGACGAACUGCUCGGCCAAUGUCAACCUGACCCACCAGUCCUGGUUCCAAGGCCUGGAGCCACACUUCCAGCAGUUCCUCCUGUAUCGCCACUGCCGGUACUUCCCCAUGCUGCUGAACCACCCGGAGAAGUGCCACGGCGAUGUCUACCUGCUGGUGGUCGUCAAGUCGGUCAUCACGCAGCACGACCGCCGGGAGGCCAUCCGCCAGACCUGGGGCCUGGAGCAGGAGUCUGUGGGCAGGGGCCUUGGCGCCAGGCGCACCCUCUUCCUGCUGGGCACAGCCUCCAAGCAGGAGGAGCGCGUCCACUACCAGCAGCUGCUGGCCUACGAGGACCGUCUCUAUGGUGACAUCCUGCAGUGGGACUUUCUCGACAGCUUCUUCAACCUGACCCUCAAGGAGAUCCACUUCCUCAAGUGGCUUGACAUCUACUGCCCCCACGUCCGCUUCGUCUUCAAGGGUGACGACGACGUCUUUGUCAACCCCACCAACCUGCUGGAGUUCCUGGCUGACCAGCAGCCGCAGGAAGACCUGUUCGUGGGUGACGUCCUCCAGCACGCUCGGCCCAUCCGCAGGAAGGACAACAAGUACUACAUCCCCGGGGCUCUGUACAGCAAGGCCAGCUACCCUCCCUACGCCGGUGGAGGCGGCUUCCUGAUGGCCGGAGGCCUGGCCCGGCGCCUGCACCACGCCUGCGACACCGUGGAGCUUUACCCCAUCGACGACGUCUUCCUGGGCAUGUGCCUGGAGGUGUUGGGUGUGUAUCCCGUGGCCCACGAGGGCUUCAAGACUUUCGGCAUCUCCCGGAACCGCAACAGCCGCAUGAACAAGGAGCCGUGCUUUUUUCGUUCCAUGCUGGUCGUGCACAAGCUGCUGCCCGCCGAGCUGCUGGCCAUGUGGGGGCUGGUGCACGGCAACCUCACCUGCUCCCGCAAGCUCCAGGUGCUCUGACCGGGCCAGGCCCCCGGUGUCGGCUGGAGCUGCGCGAUGCCAGGGCAGACAGAGCUGGGCCUCGGGUGCUCCUGGGUGUGGCCAGGCACAGGUAGCUGGAGGGGCCUCCCUGUGUGGAUGCUCCAGAAAGUGGAGCUGCGGCCCAGGAGCGUUUGGAAGUGCCCAGACUGGAGAAGGUCAUCUGGGGCGCGAAGCUGCUGGCAGCCCUGCCAAGCUGGGUUCAUGGCCUCGCUCCCUCUGACCUGGUGGGAGGCCCUGGCGGCCUCUGAAGGAAUCCCGUGCUCAGGUACCUGGGCUAGGCCAGGCCCUGGAUGGCUCUGUGGCUGUCCUCUAUCUUCACAGAACACUCUCCCGAGAAACGCCUCAAUCUCCCCACAGGCCCAAGUGGCCCUUUCAGGAGAAGCUCCACCCUGUGCAGGCUCACAGGCCCCCCAGUCUGCGCCCCUGGGUCUCUUGGAGACAGGGCUCCAGAGCACCCUCCCCCACCUCCCCCUCCCCCCAGGGAGCUGGCUGCUCAGCCUCCAUAGUUCCCAGGUGGCUUCGGUCCUGGCCGCACCCUGGGCUGUUCCAUCUAGCCCGACUAGAAACGCAAGCUGCCGCUCUUACUACCUCAGCGACCCUCAGAACCUCUGGAUGGACAGCGGCCCCCCACCUCACCCCCUGACGCAGGGCCAGAGAGCAGCGUCCUACAACGAAGCCACGGUGCUGCCCAACCAGCCCCAGCCCAGGGCCCUUGGGCGGCCCCACUGCGGCCUGGCUCCCUGGCCGGAAACCAGCCAGUUUGGCCCUGGAAGUGAACAUACCUCUGUUAUUAUAAAGUUUUAUUUAUAAAGGAUUUGGAGGGAGGAGGCGCCAGGCCCCGGGAAAUGGCAGUGUUCUUCCCUUCACUCAUCCCAGCAGAACAUCUCCUCCAUGGGCCCCCCUGAGCCGCCCACGCGGCCCCUCCAGAACCGGCUGCUCCAGGACCAAGCAGACCGGCAUCUGCCCCUGCAGAGGCAUGGCGUGUCCCAUGUGGGCCGCCCCUCCCAGCUUCGGGGGUCCUUAGGGGUGGGUGCCAGAGGACGCCACCUCAUAUCUCUGGGUAAAGUCACCUGGGAAAACAUUGAGGAACUGUUUUCUCAAUAAAAGGGGACUGGUUUCCUUCUGGUGUGAAAGUUCCUGUUCCCAUUUCCGUCAGAGGGCUUG
Molecule: messenger RNA, 2546 nt
Organism: Artibeus jamaicensis (Jamaican fruit-eating bat)
Lineage: Eukaryota; Metazoa; Chordata; Mammalia; Chiroptera; Phyllostomidae
Gene: B3GNT7
Product: UDP-GlcNAc:betaGal beta-1,3-N-acetylglucosaminyltransferase 7
Exons: 2
Coding region: 156-1361 (401 amino acids)
Cellular component (GO): membrane
Molecular function (GO): hexosyltransferase activity
Source: RefSeq, a predicted model, not a curated record